GUGUUUGCAUAUUAGCAUUUAUUUGCAUAUAAGAUAGUUUGCUUACCCUGGAUUCCAGGGAUGGCCAAAAUCCAUUCAUACUGCCUAGAUUUCCUGCGUGAUCAAAAUCUUAUUGCUACCAUCGAGACAGCGCAGGAAAACCAGAGCACAACGCUCAACCUCAGCUGCUACCACGUCGAGACAGUGCCAAGUGCUGUGUUUGACAUGACGGUUUUGAAAAAACUUUAUCUUGAUGAAAACCAUCUGCACGAAUUGCCAGAUUGUUUGUCCAAUCUGGAUAACCUUCAUGUGCUCACAGUUGAUCACAACCAUCUGAAGAGUCUACCUACGUGCUUGGGUGUGAUGCGGAACCUGCUCCACUUGAAUGUGAGCCACAACCCUCUGGGAUCCGUCCCCGCUCAUAUAUCCACCCUGGAGAGUCUAGAUUCCCUUUGGCUUAACACUACCGAGCUGAAAGAACUUCCCAGCAGUCUUCAGAGCCUCAAGAACUUGACAACAUUAGGAGCAAGAGGAAACGCCAUCUCCAACUACCCAGCACAGCUCUGCUCCUUCGUAAACUUGAGGUGGCUGACAUUAGAGAGAAACCAACUGAGACAGUUACCUGAAGAGUUUCAAAAUCUCAAGAGCCUCAAACAUUUGAAUUUAUCCAUGAACUUGUUUGAAGAAAUACCACCAGUCUUGGUGCAUAUUAAGGGUCUUCAGUUUUGCUUCAUGUGCAGCAACCUCAUAGCAGCCGUUAGUGAAGUCAUGCUGCAGCAGCUGAAACAUCUGAAACGUUUGGACCUUCGAGGUAACCCAGUGACAACAGAUAUAAACCGCAAGAUGUAUACAUAUGUGGUGUUGAAGACGGGUCAGAAUCAUAACAUGGAGUUGGAAUCUUCUGAUUCUGAAGAUUACGAGGAAUCGAUAGCCUCCAGUGAGAUAAACCUGAGCAGCGGAAAUAGUCAGGAAGAGCAAGAGCCGGAGGUGGCGACCACGCUGCCGCAACUCUCAAGGUUCGCCUUCUCUGCGGUGUGAUAUGUGACAAAAUAAUAAAUGGCCUCAUACAGACAUAAGAGGAAGACUAUGGUUGACUCUUUGGGCUCCAGGAAUAGUUCAUUAAGUCAACUGGUGAACUCAUGAGUUGCACACCAGACAACAACUAAAUUUGAACUAGACAUACUAUGGAUAGGCUAGGAAUAGACAUUCCAUCCCAUGAUAAGUUAUAGCCAGUAGAAUAAAAAUUAACAUAAUUGAGUUUAACCAACAAAGUGCUUUGAUGCCAAUUGAUAUAUUACUUUGCCAAAUUUUUAUUGAGCCAAUCUGAAAUGACUUAUUAGUUUUUAACUGGCAUUGUUAUAUAACAUACACUAUCAGGAACAAAAUCUAUGGGUAGUUUAGUAGUAUACCACUUCAAUUACUGAUUUCUUUCAAAUGCUCCAAAUUUUACUGCUCAACGAAUCUGAAAUGAAUGAUAGUAAACUGAAUAUAUUUACAUCACAUGAAACCAUCACUAUCAAAAUCUAAGGGUGAAAAUAGAAUUUCAGUAGUGGCUUGUUAAACUAUGUUCCUUUUUAAUAAUAUAGGCUACAGCUGGUCCAUGAAGAUGUGUUAUCAGUCAACCAUGAUUAGAACUGAUAAGACGUAAUUGCAAUACUGGUAAACACAAGUCCGACGGAAGAAGUUUGAGGUUGCUUCUCAUGCCACAAACUCAUGUCAGACACCCAUGUUUCCCAUGUUUUAAUUAUUGAGUUGUGCUCACAUAUACAAUCUAGCAUUUGAUGUAUAGUAUUUUGACCUUUGGACCUCAAGUGGUUAAAACAAACAAAAAUAUACUUAUUUUUAUAGCAGAGUAUUUUUGUAAUUUUUUACCAUAAAAUGCAUCAUUUCUCGAAAGGAUGUAAGCUGCUAGGAAAAAGACAAAAACUUUUUACUAGAAUAAUAUAUUGAUUUCUUGUACAUUUGAAUUAAGUUUAAUAUUAUGAGUAGUGGGCUUUGUAAUGUAGGCACUGUAAUUACUUGGUUUUUGUAGUUUAUUUUAUGAAAUACUUCAUACUAUGCUAUGUAAAAAUGUAACAUUGUACUUUAGCUUGUAUAUCUUUGAACAAUAUGUCAAGUUUUUUUUCAAACGAUCAAUGAUUUUGUUUCAUCAACAAUAUAUUUGUAUUGUUCCAUAUUUUGUAGUAUAAUAUUUCUGCUGGUGCUGUAUCAUGAGAAUUGUUACCGUCUAGUUGACCAGUAAUUAAUCAUUUAAUGUUUCGUUUCGUGUAUCAACCAAGUUAUGUACCAUGUCAUUUAUAUAGUACCGUACUGAACUUUUGACAAACUCUAUCAUGAGGAAUAUUUAAUCACAUCUUGACAUCCUGACCUGAGGUUUGCUCCGUCCGAAGCAUGAAACAGCUGUAGUCGUAAACUACAAAGGAUCAUUUUAGACAGUUGUACAGAUAAUAUAAACCACUCACUAUAAAAGUGCCAUAUUAUUAUUAGUGUUCUUCAAUUCAAAAGCUACAAUGGAUUUUAAAGUCUAAGUUUUAUGAAUGAGUGCUAACCCUUUAUAAAGCCGGGUUUUCCUAGGCGCGGAAGUGGAGAGCGGAGAGAGGAACACGGAGAGCGGACUCCACUUGUCUUAGGUAAUUUAAUGUUACUGUUUUCCUAGAAGCGGAGCGGAUCACCAUGUUAAUCUCUAUUCCGCUCUCCGCUUCCGCGCCUAGAAACCCCAGCUUAGAAUCAAUCUCCCAUUAGACACAGGGCAGAAUUCAAAAUCUUCAUGUAAAAAUUCCAUUUUCUUACUUUCAAUACUUUCUUUCCUAUACGAUGUAUAUGAAGAAAUUAUUGUUUUUUUGCCAAAAUUGUUGAAUUUGAGUUUUGGGUGAUGACACAGACCACACCCGUGGUCUGAUUUGAUGAUAUUUCAUAUUUGGGGACUUAUCUAUGGUGUCUCCAGGUUUUUAUUUACUUGAAAAUUUGAUUUGUAAUGGUGAUUUUCCCAGAAAAAUUGAAUUUUGUCAAAAAUGUCCUGAAUGAUUUUGACAAAAAUGUUGUAUUUUAUUGUUAUUUUGACUCCAAACAAACCCACAUUGCUGUAAAAAUUACGGUUAUAAAUAACAGAAAAUCGGAUUGUCAGAAAAAGUAACUUGACUGAUUUUGAUUAAAAUUUUGUAUGUUCCUUUUAACUCCAAACAAAAUGGCUACCCCUAUUGCUGUAAAAAUUACGGCUUUAAAGUUAUUACAACUUUUGUGAUUUUCCCCAUAAAUUAUCAAAGUUACUCUCACCACUUACCCAUGUGCCAUAAGGGUUGUUGACAAGCUAGUCGGAGAAAGAAUGUGUCAGAUUGCUGAUACUGUUUAUUUUUAUUAAAGUUGCAUUU
Messenger RNA from Macrosteles quadrilineatus (aster leafhopper), 3347 nucleotides. RefSeq names its product leucine-rich repeat-containing protein 10. The transcript has 6 exons. Gene Ontology annotation, molecular function: protein binding. The coding region runs from base 61 to 1017 and encodes 318 amino acids. The record is from RefSeq and is a predicted model, not a curated record. Lineage: Eukaryota; Metazoa; Arthropoda; Insecta; Hemiptera; Cicadellidae.